AUGAACUAUGCCAUCAGGUCUGGUAUAACUUUGGCUUCAACUUACGCAAUCUCCCAGUGCACCCGAUUAGCGACGACCGUCAGUGAUAAGAGACUAGGAGCCGAGCUCAGCGCACUUCAGGGUCUACUUGACCGCAAGCUACAGAUAAUCUCGCCUGCCAUUGACUUGAUCGAGUUCAAAUCCGGAAGAGGAAAUGUCUUUCUCGAAUCAGCUGUGAGCCUCGCCAGGUCGUUGCGCCAAGAUGUUGUUGCUUUGGGAAAGCGCCUUGAGGGCAUCGCCCUUCCGCAAGAGCGGCUGUCAGACGAGAGACCUGGAGUGAACGCGUUGGAAGGCCAUGAAGAAGUUUUGCGCUCUAUUCUCCACGAUCUCCGGGACCUACUAUCGCGGAUAGACCAUGAUAUCCCCUAUUACAAUUGGCUAUAA
Parascedosporium putredinis is the source of this 423-nucleotide messenger RNA. The record is from the annotation of a GenBank genome assembly. Lineage: Eukaryota; Fungi; Ascomycota; Sordariomycetes; Microascales; Microascaceae.